CCAAUUCUCCACCUCAGAGGUCUGCGACAUCCUGACCAGGGUGAAUGCUUGGAAAGCUGCUGGCCCUGAUGGAGUCCCCGGACGUGUGCUGCGAGCCUGCACUGAGCAGUUGGCCGGUGUCUUCACUGACAUAUUCAACAUGUCACUAGCUCAAUCAACAGUCCCCCACAGUUUUAAAUCUGCCACCAUUGUUCCGGUGCCCAAACACUCUACAGCGAAGGAACUUAAAGAUUUCCGCCCUGUUGCACUGACACCCAUCAUUGCAAAAUGUUUUGAGGAGCUGGUCCUCUCACAUCUGAAAUCCUGCCUGACCACUUCACUGGACCCGUACCAAUUUGCCUACCGUAGCAACCAAUCAACAGAGGAUGCUAUCUCCACAGUGCUCCAUCUAGCACUCACCCACCUGGAUAGCCCCAAAACAUAUGUUAGAAUGCUGUUUAUUGACUUUAGUUCCGCAUUCAACACUGUGAUCCCCUCCAAGCUGAUCUCCAAGCUCAGCCAGCUUGGCAUCAGCAACUCACUAUGCAACUGGAUUAUGGACUUCCUUACUAACAGACCCCAGGCUGUUAAAUUGGGGAGUCUCUACUCCUCCACUAUCACCCUUAACACUGGCGUGCCGCAGGGUUGUGUGUUGAGCCCUCUGCUCUACUCUCUCUUCACCCACGACUGCGCCCCUGUUUAUGGCUCCAACGCCAUAAUCAAGUUUGCAGAUGACACCACUGUGGUGGGCCUGAUCAGAGAUGAGGAUGAAACAGCAUAUAGGGAUGAGGUUCAACAUCUAACUACGUGGUGUAAAAACAAUAACCUGGAACUCAACACCAAGAAGACCAAGGAGAUCAUUGUGGACUUCAGGAGAACCAGGAGCAGGGCACACAACCCCCUCCAUAUCAGCAGCGCUGAGGUGGAGCUAGGGCUGCCGCGAUUAAUCGAUGUGGUAGACGAAGUCGACGGUAAAAAUGCGUCGGCAUCAAUAAUUUAAGUCGAUGCAUCUUUUUUUUAAUUUUAUGAAUUUACCUUCAGUAAAUUCAUAAAAUGAAUUUACUUCACUUUAGUUAAAAUGAAUUUACUUCACCCUUUAGUUCACGCUUCAGUUCAGUAUAACAAAUGUGCGUCUUCCGUAUCACUACGUGCUGCGUGCCUGACGUCAGUCUUUUUUGGCACCAGUCAUUGGUCGCCUUCAGUCAAUGCUUCAGUUUUAAAAAAAGUCAUGGCGGCAGCAGCAGUCGAGUCCGACUUGGUGGGGAAAGAGACGGCGUCAAGACCAAAGGCGUCAAAAGUAUGGGAGUUUUUUAAACUAGCGCCUAACAAAAGGGUGGUGUGUGCACUCUGCAAAGUGUCGAUGGCGUAUCAUAGCAGCACCACCGCUAUGCACGAACACCUCAAAAGAAAGCAUACAGGCGCCGUUGUGGACGAUGGACCGCCAGAAAAGCCAACGAAAAGGCAAAGCAACAUGAACGAAUUCCUGCAAAAGAAGGAUUGCUCACCAACAUUUGCAGCUGCUCUUACUGACAGUGUUCUCAACAUGAUUAUCAAAGACAUGAGACCCCUGUCAAUGGUGGAAGAUGAGGGUUUCCGUGCUAUGGUUAACACUUUCCAACCAGGCUACUGUCUCCCUAAAAGAACAUGCUUCACCAACAUGAUGGAGAGGAGAUAUGAGGAUGAAUUCCUGAAAGUCAAACUUGCCCUCUCGUCAUCCAGUUCCAUGGUCAGUCUAACAACAGAUGCAUGGACAAGUAUUGCCACGGAGGCAUACUUGGGCAUAACGUGCCAUUAUAUCAACAAUGACUGGGAACUCAUAAGCUAUAGUUUGACUACUAUGCCUCUUGAAGAGCGACACACUGCAGUGAAUAUUGCAUCCUGGAUUGAGACGGCAAUUGAGAGGUUUGGGAUUCCUACAAGCAGGAUCAAAGCUGUGGUGCAUGACAAUGCAGCUAAUGUUGUAGCAGCCCUCGAGUUGUUGGAAGAGAGGCAUGGGAUAUCUUCAAUCCGCUGUGCUGGCCACACAUUGCAACUAGUGGUGAAUCAAGCACUGAAGAAUCCACAAAUUAACAGAGCAAUUGGAGCGGCAAGAUGCUUGGUGGAACAUUUCAAAAAGAGUGAAAUGGCCAGUUCCAAGCUGAAAACUAAACAAAAACAAAUGGGCAAACCUGAACACAAGCUGAUUCAAGACGUUAGUGUAAGAUGGAACAGCUCGUACUACAUGAUCAGCCGCCUGCUAGAGCAGAGGUGGCCUGUUACAGCAACUCUGUCAGACCCAGAGGUUACACACAGAGCAAAACAUUUCCUUGACCUCAAAGCUGAACAGUGGAGCCUGCUGGAAGAGCUAGAACAAGCUCUCAAGCCAUUUGAGUGUGCAACUGUUUACCUUAGUGGGGGGUCAUAUGUGACCCUCUCCUCUCUACCUGCACUCAUUAAAGGACUGCUGAAGUCUACACAGAAUGCAGCCUUUGACAACACCCAUGUGCUGGCAUUUCAGGCUGUUGCAGCGAACGAAAUCUCAACAAGAUGGGAGGUUGAGAUGGCCUACAAAGAUGCUGGUACAAACACCACUGUAAUCGCAGCUGCCUUGGAUCCCAGGUUUUGCAGACUGAAGUUCCUGUCCCCAGAUGAAAGCCUGCAACUGCAGUUGAAAGUGCAAGCCCUUGCACUAGAAGCAAAGAGGAGGGUGAUGGAGAGUCAGCAACCACAGCAUGCCAUAGAUGGCCAAACAUCAGCAGGUGUUACAGAGAAGAGGUCUGUGUCUUUGCUGGACACAUUGCUUGGGUCGGACUCUGAGGAAACAUCCAGCCAGAAUGACAGUGGGGACGAGGCAGAUGUCAUCAGUCAUUCUGUGAGAGAAGAGAUUCUCAAGUAUUUUGGGGAACAGCCUCUGCCUAAAAGUUCAGAUCCUCUGCAGUGGUGGAAAACAAAUGAGGCAAGGUUUCCCUCUCUGGCUGUUCUGGCAAAGUCAUAUUUGGGUGUACCUGCAACAUCAACCCCUUCAGAACGUCUUUUCUCCAUAGCUGGUAACAUAGCUUCCAAGAAAAGAGCUAGCCUGAGCCCAGAACAUGUGGACAUGUUGACGUUCUUACACUACAAUACACAUGUCUAACUGACAUGAUAUUGAUUAAUAUUUUAGUUGCAUUUUGAGCUGGACACUUACACUUACUUUAAACAUGUUGCACUUUUACUUUAAUAAGGGGUUUAAUAGAAAUAAUAGAAAGGAGUUUAAUAGCAAGAAAAUGUAUUUUGGAGUUGCAAUACUGACUUAUAACAAGUCCUCUUUUUUUAUUUAUUUUUAUCAUGUUGGGAGUUCCUAGUUUAAACCUGCAGUUUUGCACUUUAAUAUGUCAGCCUUUGUUUACAUUUUGUUUUGUGCUGCAUUAUGUUAAAAUAAAAAGAAUUAACUGAGCUGAAAUGGUGAAUUUUUUUUUGGUUGGGAGGAAAAUUAAUCGUUUAGAUUAAUCAACUAAUCUAUAAAAUAGUCUAUAGAUUAAUCGAUAGAAAAAUAUUCGUUAGUGGCAGCCCUAGGUGGAGCGUGUGUCUAGCUUCAAGUUCCUUGGGGUCCACAUCACAGAAAAUCUUUCUU
Gadus chalcogrammus (walleye pollock) is the source of this 3568-nucleotide messenger RNA. Its product is annotated as E3 SUMO-protein ligase ZBED1-like. The record is from RefSeq and is a predicted model, not a curated record. Lineage: Eukaryota; Metazoa; Chordata; Actinopteri; Gadiformes; Gadidae. The transcript has 2 exons. Gene Ontology annotation, molecular function: protein dimerization activity; DNA binding. The coding region runs from base 1058 to 3091 and encodes 677 amino acids.